Cuculus canorus (common cuckoo) is the source of this 3285-nucleotide messenger RNA. RefSeq names its product mannosidase alpha class 2C member 1 (gene MAN2C1). Lineage: Eukaryota; Metazoa; Chordata; Aves; Cuculiformes; Cuculidae. The transcript has 23 exons. The coding region runs from base 299 to 2812 and encodes 837 amino acids. The record is from RefSeq and is a predicted model, not a curated record. Gene Ontology annotation, biological process: mannose metabolic process; oligosaccharide catabolic process. Gene Ontology annotation, molecular function: alpha-mannosidase activity; carbohydrate binding.
AGGUGGGUGGCCAGUUUGGUUAGAGCCCCGGCUGCCAAGGGGAGCCAAGAGGCUGGGGUUGGGCACCCUUGUCUGCAUCCAGGUGCUCUCAGAACUAUCUGGCACCCAGGAGCUCUCCUCAUUGUUCAGCCUCACGCUGUACGUGGAGCUGGCCUGCAACGGUCUCUUUGGGGCCGGCAAGGGCAGCUUGAUCGCCCCUCCAGACCCUGACAGGAGGUUCACCCUCAGCAAGGCUGAGCUGGUCGUCUUCAACAGAGAUGUCUAUGAACUGUUGGUGGAUCUGGAAAUACUGCUGGACAUGGCCCAGCUCCUCGGGGAAGAAAACCAGAGGAGUUUCCAGGCUCUGUACACUGCCAACCAGAUGGUCAACGUGUGUGAUGUUACGGACCCCUCUACCUUCCCCGCUGCUCGUGACCUGGCUGCAGCGAUCUUCAGCCAGAGGAACGGCAAGAGCCAGCACACCAUCCAUGCUGUGGGUCACUGCCACAUUGACUCUGCCUGGCUCUGGCCGUAUGAGGAGACCAUCCGUAAGUGCGCUCGGAGCUGGGUCACAGUGGUCCGUCUGAUGGAGCGCAAUCCAGAGCUCACCUUUGCCUGCUCCCAGGCGCAGCAGUUCGAGUGGGUGCGGAGCUGGUACCCCGGGCUCUAUGUGCAGAUUCAGAACUUCGUGGCAAAGGGGCAGUUCAUUCCUGUUGGAGGCACCUGGGUGGAAAUGGAUGGGAACCUACCCAGCGGGGAGUCCAUGGUGCGGCAGUUCCUCCAGGGACAGCGGUUCUUCCAGGAGCAGUUUGGCCAGAUCUGCUCAGAGUUCUGGCUGCCGGACACGUUUGGAUACUCAGCUCAGCUGCCCCAGCUGAUGCGUGGCUGUGGAAUCAGACGGUUCCUCACACAGAAGCUCAGCUGGAACCUGGUGAACACCUUCCCGCAUCACACCUUUUUCUGGGAAGGCAUUGAUGGUUCCCAAGUCCUGACCCAUUUCCCCCCUGGCGACUCCUAUGGGAUGCACGGACGAGUGGAGGAGAUGUUGAAAACAGUGAAGAACAACAAGGACAAAGGACGUGUGAACCACAGCAUUCUCCUCUUUGGUUUUGGAGAUGGAGGAGGGGGUCCCACGCAGAAGAUGCUGGACAGAAUGAAGAGAAUGAGUGAUACAGAUGGGCUGCCAAGGGUUCAGAUCUCCACUCCUGACCGACUCUUUUCCAUCCUGGAGAAAGAGUCAUCACAGCUGCACACCUGGGUGGGAGAGCUCUUCCUCGAGCUGCACAAUGGCACGUACACCACCCAGGCCCAGAUAAAGAAGGGGAACCGGGAAUGCGAGCGAAUACUCCAUGACGUGGAAGUGCUCAGCGCCUUGGCUGUGGCACGGGGCAGCACAUUCCAGUAUCCUGCCAGCCAGCUGCAGCGGCUCUGGAGGUUAUUGAUGCUCAACCAGUUCCACGACGUUUUGCCAGGCAGCUGCAUCCAGCUCGUGGUUGAGGAUGCCCUGCGAUACUAUGCAGAGAUCCGCAGGGCUGGCGCUCAGCUGCAGGAGGAAGCUGUGCAGUCCUUAUGCAGGGAGCUGCUGCAGCCCAAGGCCGAGAGUGCCGAAAGCACCCUUGUGUUGAACACUUUGCCCUGGGAACGGACCGAGGUGAUCUCCAGGACUGGGCCAGCUGGGACAGACAGCUUGGCGCUGGUGACAGUCCCCAGCAUGGGCUAUGCUCUAGUGAGGGAGCCGCUGAUGCCCACUCAGCCUGUGGCAGUGAGGAAACAGGAGGAUGGCUCUGUUGCCAUGGAGAAUGGCGUGAUUGCAGUCUGCCUGGACAGGAUGGGACGCCUCACCUCGCUCCAGCUGGUGGGCUCCGAGAGAGAGUCAGUCCCAGAGGGCUGCUACGCCAACCAGUUUGCCCUCUUUGAUGAUGUUCCCCUGUACUGGGAUGCCUGGGAUGUGAUGGAUUAUCACUUGGAAACCAGGAAGCCAGUGACAACACUGCUGAAGCCUCUGGAAAUCACCCUGGCUGGGGGCCUGCGAGGAAGUGCAAGCUUCUCUCUGCAGAUUGGGAAAAGCAGCACCUUAACACAGGAGAUCAUCCUGGAUGCCAUGUGCCCAUACCUCCGCUUCCUGACCCAGGUUGAAUGGAAAGAGGCUCACAAAUUCCUGAAGGUGGAGUUCCCUGUGCAGGUCCGGAGCACAAAUGCCACCUAUGAGAUCCAGUUUGGGCACCUGCAGCGGCCAACGCACUGGAACACGUCCUGGGACUGGGCACGAUUUGAGGUGUGGGCUCACAAGUGGCUGGAUCUCUCUGAGCACGGCUUCGGGGUGGCACUGCUAAACGACUGCAAGUAUGGGGCAUCGGCCCACGGGAACAUCCUCAGCCUCUCGCUGCUGAGAGCACCCAAGUCCCCAGAUGCUACAGCAGACAUUGGACACCACCAGUUCACCUACGCCGUGAUGCCUCACCGGGGUUCCUUCCAGGAUGCUGGUGUGAUCCAGUGUGCCUACAACUUGAAUUUCCCACUCCACGCGGUCCCAGCCAGCUCUGCUCAGUGCCCAGCCUGGAGCGCCUUUUCUCUCAGCUCACCUGCAGUUGUGCUGGAGGCCGUCAAGCAGGCUGAAGACAGACCUGAAGCGCUGGUGGUUCGGCUGUACGAGGCACACGGCAGCACGGUUGUCGCUUGGCUCCAGACUUCCCUCCCUGUUAAGGAGGCGAUGCUCUGUGACCUCCUGGAGCGGCCAGAUGCACAGGGCCACCUGCCACUGGAGCAGCAGGGCGUGAGGCUUUCCUUCACACCCUUCCGUGUGCUCUCUGUCCUCUUGGUCUUGAGGCAGUGACAACAUCCGUCGCCUCUGCUGAUGCCACAACAACCUGGACCAACACUGUUAGCUCAGAUCGCAGCCUGAGGCUUCCCCCAUUCCAAGGUGGUGGUUCCAGGGAAGAGCAGAGCCUCCCCUUUGCCCCCCACCCAGCCAUCAAAGAACAGCGCUUGAGAACAACCAUAUUCUUCAGGAAAGGAAGACAGUGCCCCCUGCCUAACUGGGGCCCAAGUGAGUUCCCAGCUAGUGUAGGUCAGGGUUGUGGGACAGGCUGGCUGGCUCCACCUGGGCUCAGCUCCAGUCCCAGGGGGAUUUGGGGAGGACCAGCUUUCCCGUAUUUCAGCCUUCAUCUUGUCCAGACUCAAACAGCAACAAGCUGCAACAGGGCAGUGAAUUUAAAGACAUUCCUCUCUCCCUUUGCCUCCCUCGUGCGCUGCCCUUGGGGAAGGGGAACACAAGUAAACAAGAGCAUUACAGGAGAACAAGCUCCA